AUGGCGGUUGAGGCCACGUCAUCCAUCCUGCAGUUCGCCACGUGGCAGAGCUCCGUUGACGUGUCGUUUUGGGAAAAACUCGCGUCGCUGAAGGUCGACUCGCAAGGACUGAAAGAGGAAGACGUGGCAAUUUAUGGUUUCUUCACGCCGUCCUCACACUCUCAGCUCCCCUCCUUCCUCUCCCUCUCCUCCGCCUCGUUUCCCCCUUCCCCUCCCCCACCUCCUCGGUUCCACCUCAUCCAACCGAUUGAUGCCACCCAUGCUACUGCCGUCACCACUGCUGACGUGAGCACCCGCCCCUCUCCUCUCCGUCUCCCGCCCGUCAGUGUGCUACCAUCGCCCACCUCCCGCCCCAGCCUCCCCUCAGCUUUGGCAGGAUCUUCUAUCCGGCAGGGCAUGAAAGCACUCUUCUCUCCUCCACGCAUUCUUCCUCCUUGUCUAUCCGGCACCAAGCACUUAGAGGGUCUUUCCUCUUCCCUCUCUAUGCCUCCUCCUCCCCUCCACGUCACCAUCCCUCAGCUGUGGCACAACAUGCUAUCUGGCAGGGCAGAGCGUCUCUUGUCUCUCCUGAACGCUUUCUUCCUCCUCGUUUAUCCGGACAUCAAGCACUGGCACUUCCUCUCCUCUCUCUGUGCCUCCUUCCCCUCUGCCCCUCCUCCCUUCAGCUGUGGCACGCAUGCUAUCUGGCAAGGCAGAGCACCACCCAUUUCUCCUUGA
Molecule: messenger RNA, 717 nt
Organism: Closterium sp. NIES-65
Lineage: Eukaryota; Viridiplantae; Streptophyta; Zygnematophyceae; Desmidiales; Closteriaceae
Source: the annotation of a GenBank genome assembly